GGUGUUGAGGACUCCUUUUUUUUAAGGCUCCCUGAAGACUAAAUGAAAUCUCCGGUGUUAGUGUUUUGCUUACAAACCUAGUUUUGAUCAUAGCAACUGCGCCUAGGAGUUGAUAAGCUGCAAUCAAUAUGAGCAAAAUCCAAACCAGCAUAGAAAAUGAGAUAGCGGUUGAAAAAGACUGGAUGCAACUGGAACUCAAAUCACGACAUCAAGAUCUUUUUUGGCAGUCUUGGAUGAAACCUUCACUGAGUGGGACCUUCUGAUAGUCACGCAUUGAAAACCUUUGUUUCACUGUGCUACUGUAUAAAAUAUCCAUGGUCUUGGGUGAGUUGGAGCCUAUCCAUGCAAAAAGGUUUACCUUGGACUUAUAUCUGGUCUGGCCAGUCUCUGGACAUACAAGCAUUUGUUUUCUUAACAUGCAUAACUAUAUGGACAAUUUAUGGAACUUUGAAGCUGAUCACACUUGGGACUGACAAGUAUUACUGUUACGACGAAGAAGAAAAAACAAGACUUUGUGAGUCGAGACAGAACACAAGAUUGAGUUUUUCGGGAGUCAAGUCCGUGACCAGAGCUUCAAAAUGUGGUUUUGAACCAAGAUCGUUCUUAAAUGUACAACACUAGCACUUUUACAAUCAAACAGUCAUCCUUCCGAGUGAACCACCUCGCUUACCCAUGCUGAUUUUUGUUUAGCAGCCAAUUACAAAGAUUUAAGAAGACUUCUUAAGGACUCCCAUUUGAAUUCCAACGAGACAGUAUUUAGUCUCUUUGACCAAGCAGUAACUCUCCUACAACCAUUUGGUCUUGGCCUUAAACGGAUAAAAGACUCAAACCGUCCAAUCGACAUGGAACAGGAGAUGCCGGAGGAGAAAGAUUGGAGGCAGUUGGAACCAAACUAUGGCGUUAAAAUCCUGCUGACCAUCUUGUAUAGUCUCAUUCUGGUAACUGGUAUCGUGGGCAACUCCGCCACCAUCCGGGCCACGCAGGUCCUCAGGCGUAACGGCUACCUUCAGCGUAAUGUGACGGACCACAUGGUGAGCCUGGCAUGUUCGGACCUUCUGGUUUUGCUGGUGGGGAUGCCUGUGGAACUCUACAGUGCCAUCUGGUUUCCAUUCACCUCAGCGUCCGGGGGCGACGCAGCCUGCAAGGUUUACAACUUCAUCUUCGAGGCGUGCAGCUAUGCCACAAUUCUUAACGUAGCCACACUCAGCUUCGAGCGCUAUGUGGCCAUAUGCCACCCUUUCCGAUUCAGAAGUUUAAGCGGCCGGCGCACAUCAGGAUUGGUUGCCUUGGCCUGGCUAGUUUCAGUUCUGGUGGCACUGCCACUACUGGUAGCUACUGGGACGCAGGGCCACAUACCCGUCUUGGCGGACGAGCCGGUCCAGAAUCUAACCUUUUGCACGAAUCUGAGGGAGCGCUGGCUGAUGUAUCGAGUCAGCAUCUUUUUGGCCUUCUUGGUCUACCUGCUGGUUUUGGCUGGCGUGGCUUUCAUGUGUCGGGCCAUGAUCCUGGUCCUAAGGAAGUCUGGGGGAUCUUCAGGGAGAGCCGGCGAAAGAAAUCACAAAACAGUCAAGCACGAAAGUACAAAGAUGAAGAUGGCCAGGAAGCAGACAAUCAUUUUCUUAGGCCUCAUCGUGGGCUCCUUGUUCGUGUGUUGGUUCCCCAAUCAGAUCCGCCGUCUCAUGAUGGCCGGCGCACCCAAGUCCCGCUGGACCACGGCGUAUUUCCGCAGCUACGUCACCCUCCACCCGGUGGCCGACACCUUCUUUUACCUCAGCUCGGCCCUUAACCCCUUCCUGUACAACGUGUCUUCCCGCCAGUUCCGCCAGGUUUUCAUCCAAGUGCUGCGCUGUCGCCUUGCCGUCCAGCACGUCAACAAGCGAACCGUGCCGAGUUCCCGCGAUCAAUCUGCUCGUUCUCUGCAGCCCCUGCUGUUCAAAUCCCUGCGGCGAAGUAAGGGUGUCGAUUUCGGCGUGGCCGAAGAGGCAAAAUCCCAAAAGCAAAGUGACGCAGAAGUUAAUGCAGGACCUACAAAGGAAGCGUUAGACCCGACAACUCAGACGGAUGUACAAUCAGGAAUGGAGCCAUAAUAUGGCAAAAGUCUGCAGUAAUUGCUUUAUUCACGCAAACUAUUAAGCGGUAGUGUCACGUUGACUGUCCAAUACAGUUUACAGGUCACCAAUGAUUCCCAACCAUUGGCGUGUUCUGAGAAAUUUGUUUUGUACAAAAAAAACAAUUAACAACAAAUCAUCUAAUUAUGCAAGGGAUGUAUAGUGACAUGCAGAACAAUUAAAUGCUCUUCCACUAGAUGGCAGAUGGGUCAAUCAUUCUGCCUGUUGCAAUUCACAAUUUAUGUUCAAUUUAGAGGCCCACAUUGAGAGACAGCGAGAACCAAAAGUGGUAUUUGCCACGUGGCAAAAAUGUUUUGCCAUGUGGCAUUUUUUUUGCCAUGUUGCAAAAAAAUUUUUCCAUGUGGAAUUUUUUUUUUUUUUUUGCCAUGUGGCAAAAUUUUUUGCCAUGUGGCAUUUUUGUUGUUGUUGCCAUGUGGCAUUUUUUUUUGUUGCCAUGUGGCAAAAUGGAUUUUGCCAUGUGCCAUUUUUUUUUUGUUGCCAUGUGGCAAUUUUUUUUGCCAUGUGGCAAAAUGGAUUUUGCCAUGUGGCAUUUUUUUUUCGCCAUGUGGCAUUUUUUG
This is a messenger RNA of Corythoichthys intestinalis (scribbled pipefish), 2686 nucleotides long. RefSeq names its product G protein-coupled receptor 39 (gene gpr39). NCBI's taxonomy places the organism in Eukaryota, Metazoa, Chordata, Actinopteri, Syngnathiformes, Syngnathidae. Gene Ontology annotation, biological process: G protein-coupled receptor signaling pathway. Gene Ontology annotation, cellular component: membrane. The coding region runs from base 843 to 2087 and encodes 414 amino acids. The record is from RefSeq and is a predicted model, not a curated record. Gene Ontology annotation, molecular function: G protein-coupled receptor activity. The transcript is spliced from 2 exons.